AUGAUCAAAAAUUCAACAAGAACUCUCCUCUCUCAACUCUCCAGAAAGAGCACUCAGAAUGGAGUCGCCGCUGCUACUCUUUUUACCACCUCCCGCUCCUUCUCUACCUCUCUCUCACAAACUCUCACUCCAACCUAUCCACCUACCAACAAUUCUCACAAACUCUUCAAUACUGAGAAGGCUGGAAAGGCGAUCGGACCCUACAGCCAUUGCACUGUAUUCAAUGAAAGAUUAAUUUUCGUUUCGGGACAACUUGGUCUUGAUCCUACCAGUGGUACAUUGGUCGAAGGCUUGGAAGGUCAAUGCCAUCAAGCUCUCAAGAAUAUGCAAGCUAUUUUGGAAGGAGCUGGUAGUGGAAUGGAUUGUGUGUUGAAGACAACCAUCUUGUUGACUGAUAUGGCUCACUUUGAAGUCGUCAAUAAGAUUUAUGAAAGUUACUUCUCAAAGAAUAAGCCAGCACGUGCUACUUUUGCUGUGAAGGCUUUGCCAAAGGGAGGCGUUGUUGAAAUUGAAGCUAUUGCUUAUCAAAAAGUCACUCCUCAACAUCCAUAA
Molecule: messenger RNA, 552 nt
Organism: Naegleria lovaniensis
Lineage: Eukaryota; Heterolobosea; Eutetramitea; Acrasida; Naegleriidae
Exons: 1
Coding region: 1-552 (183 amino acids)
Cellular component (GO): cytosol
Molecular function (GO): deaminase activity
Source: RefSeq, a predicted model, not a curated record